CGGAGGAAGGCGAUGACAGACAACUGAUUGAUGGUGCUGUUCUGUAGAACGGCGUCUCCAGUUAUCAUGAAGGAUCUCCUGAGACUCUUCCUCUUCUCUCUGCUUUUCAUGGAAGGAGCCUCAUUGGAAUGUGAAACUUGUACAUCUCAGACCACCAGUUGCUCUGGGAAGAGACAGAUGUGUUUACCUAGCCAAGAUACGUGCAUUACUUGGAUGACUGAAUCCACAAAAGGAAAUGUGCUCGCAGUCUCCACCACGAAGGCCUGCUCCACACAGGAUAAAUGUGAGGUUUUAAAACAUGGGGUCGCAGGGUGGUCUGGAAAAUCCAAGACCAUUGUUAAAAACGUUCAAUGUAGCAAAGCCUCGGUAUCGUACGGAUCCUUCUUUCUGGCCCUCUCCGGCUUCCUGCUUCUGAAGUUACUUUUGUAAGAUGCUCUCCGCUAGCACUGCAGUCCUGAACGAAGCUCCGAAUGCU
Sphaerodactylus townsendi is the source of this 475-nucleotide messenger RNA. RefSeq names its product phospholipase A2 inhibitor gamma subunit B-like. The coding region runs from base 31 to 429 and encodes 132 amino acids. NCBI's taxonomy places the organism in Eukaryota, Metazoa, Chordata, Lepidosauria, Squamata, Sphaerodactylidae. The record is from RefSeq and is a predicted model, not a curated record. Gene Ontology annotation, molecular function: phospholipase inhibitor activity. Gene Ontology annotation, cellular component: extracellular region. The transcript is spliced from 3 exons.